ACAUCGUAAACCCGUCCAUUGUUGGUUAUAUGCUCUCGCAUGCUCAGAGCGAAAACCCCAAGCUGAGGAAUGUGGCUAAAAUAUUUUUGACAGACUUCUGUACCGAACACGACAUUCAAACGGCGAUCACGUCCAACACAUAGUGCCCAUCCGAAUAACUAAGUACUUACAUACCUAUAUAUUAUAUACUUAUAGUAUAUAGUCAAAUAUAACAAAUAUAUUUCAUAGUUAUCAUUAUUAUAUACAAAUACAACGCUCGUCAUGCUUACUCGGCUAAGUAGACGAUUUCAGUCCACCAGAGCGCUUACGGUGGGUGAUCGUGUAGUCAUAUCGAAAAGAGUCGAUAAAUCGGAUAUCAACGAGUUUGCUCGCCUGAGUGGUGACACUAAUCCCAUACAUUCCGGUGAUCGUCCGUUGGUGCACGGCAUUUAUUUGGCGGGUCUGGUAUCCGGGGUGAUUGGUACCAAGUUACCUGGUAACGGCACGAUUGUCGUGUCCAAGACCCUGAGGUUCACAAACGCGUGUUAUGCCGGCGACCUAGUAAAAAUCGAAGUUGAGAUACAGACCAUAAGAAAGCUUGUGAGGUGUGGAUUUUGGUGUAGGGUCGGGGACAAGGUAGUGAUGGAAGGCACUGCGGACGUUAUCAAUAAACGUCUUACUAAAAAUCAGACGCCUGAUAAUACAGUUUAAAAUAGAGAGUUAAAAAACAAAAACUUGUGUUAUAUUUUAAGCGUCCAAAUCCCCGGAUUGAUUAAUUUAGUCACUUUUUAACUGUUAACAUUUUAAAAUUAAGCGUGCAAAUUUAUAUUUUAUAGUUUAUCAAUAUAAUACUUACUAUUAUAUAAUGAAGAUGGUGUUAUUGUUCUAUAUUAAAUAUUCUAUAAUAUACAGUU
Molecule: messenger RNA, 893 nt
Organism: Acyrthosiphon pisum (pea aphid)
Lineage: Eukaryota; Metazoa; Arthropoda; Insecta; Hemiptera; Aphididae
Product: armadillo repeat-containing protein 7
Source: RefSeq, a predicted model, not a curated record